CUCAGUUUGUUUAUUCAAAGUGUCAAGUAAUCAUGAAACUUUUGUGUUUGAUAAUCUCAAUAAUCUUAUUUGUGGUUGCGCAUUCACAAACUUUACCGCCUACCAAAAAUUUUUUGCCAUGUGUGUCAUGUGCAAAUGAAAAUAAACCGAUCUGUGCUGAGCCAACUAAAGGUGGUGCACCUCAAACAUUUCAAAGUCGUUGUCUUAUGCUAGCCAUGGAUUGUGGACACUAUGAACCACAAUACAAAUUUUUGUACAACGGAAAGUGCCAAUGAUUUUUUAACUCUAAUAAUU
Messenger RNA from Chironomus riparius, 294 nucleotides. Lineage: Eukaryota; Metazoa; Arthropoda; Insecta; Diptera; Chironomidae. The record is from the annotation of a GenBank genome assembly.